UGGCUGUAACAACUUGCAGUUUAGCUCCAAAAUGGCGGAAGGUGACAUCACGAACACCCCGUCCAAUCCUCUUUCCGAGAGCGCCGUGUCCCCACGUGGGGACAGCGCUCUGCGAUUGGCCAGAGGGGGGGCAAACUCCUACUGCUCACCUGAUUGGGCCGCGAGAGGCGCUCUCGCGGCUGUUGAGCAGCCCCCUCGUGUCAGUGCUCUGUCUGUGUGUGGUACAGUGAGCCAGGCAGUGUGUGUGUGAGCGCGCUGGAGGAAAACUGGAGAGCAGAAGGUUGGUGAAUAACAGCGUCAAAACUUUUUUUUCCGAAAGAAAAACGACAUUUAACCCCAGUCUAACCCGAACGCGAGCUUUCGGUGGCACUGGGAGGUUCGAGUGGACGUACUGGACUCGCCACGAGCUAGCCGAGGCUCAAAUGCUGCGUGUGUUUACGGACCAAAGUCUGAAAGGCUUGUUUUUUUAAACCCUGGGCUUGGAUACUUGGAUAGAGGCAUCUCGAGUCGCCCGGCAUCGCCCGAGGUCGCUCCUGGGUGCUCCACGGCAGACCCUCCGCGGGGAGAUGAUGUGCUGUUCAACGGUUCGUCUCGGGCGAGCUCUUCGUCUUUGCGUUUGUGUGAAUCUCGGAGGGUUUUGAAGACUUGCUAAGGAACGGGCAAGCUCCCUUUUCCCCCACACCCCCCGUAGCUGAAGACAAAAGGCGCUUGUUGGGGAGCGGAUGAGCCGGGGCUGGCGCUGGGAGUGUUAGCGCCCCCGAUCCCUGCGAGGAGUUGGGCUCCGGAGUUCGCAGACCUGCGCGCUCGGGACUACUCGCUUUGUCCGCUGGGGAUUAAUUAAAGAAACGAAGAUAUUUCCUGGACUUCCCCUUCGAAAAGGGGUACACCGAAGAUGUAUCCGCAGGGCCGACACCCGGCGCCUCACCAGCCUGGGCAGCCCGGGUUCAAAUUCACAGUGGCGGAAUCCUGCGACAGGAUUAAAGACGAGUUUCAGUUCCUACAAGCUCAGUAUCACAGUCUUAAGGUGGAGUACGACAAACUGGCCAACGAGAAGACGGAGAUGCAGCGCCACUAUGUCAUGUACUACGAGAUGUCUUACGGGCUGAAUAUUGAAAUGCACAAACAGACUGAGAUUGCUAAACGGCUUAAUGCAAUCCUAGCUCAGAUCAUGCCUUUUCUGUCACAAGAGCACCAACAGCAGGUUGCGCAGGCUGUUGAGCGUGCCAAGCAAGUGACAAUGACCGAGCUGAAUGCCAUCAUCGGGGUACGUGGACUUCCCAAUCUGCCUCUCACCCAGCAGCAGCUCCAGGCCCAGCACCUCUCCCACGCGGCUCAUGGACCCCCGGUCCAGCUCCCCCCCCACCCCUCAGGGCUGCAGCCCCCCGGCAUCCCUCCGGUGACGGGCUCGGGCUCCGGCCUGCUGGCCCUGGGGGCGCUGGGGAGUCAGGCCCACCUGCCGGUGAAGGACGAGAAGAACCACCACGACCUGGAGCACAGAGAGCGAGAAUCCAGCACGAAUAACUCCGUGUCGCCGUCCGAUAGCCUGCGAGCAGCCAGCGAGAAGCAUCGCGGCUCCUCUGACUACGGCAUCGACACCAAGAAACGCAAAGUCGAGGAGAAAGACAACAUGAGCAGAUAUGACAGCGAUGGAGACAAGAGUGAUGACCUGGUGGUCGAUGUGUCCAAUGAGGACCCCGCUACACCCCGCGUCAGCCCGGCACACUCGCCCCCCGAGAACGGUCUGGAUAAAUCGCGGGCGCUGAAGAAAGACGCCCCCAACAGCCCUGCCUCUGUGGCCUCCUCCAGCAGCACCCCCUCCUCCAAAACCAAGGAGCUCGUUCACAACGACAAGUCCUCCACCCCCGGCCUGAAAUCGAACACGCCGACGCCGCGGAAUGACGCCCCCACCCCUGGCACGAGUACCACCCCCGGGCUGCGGCCCAUCCUGGGCAAGCCCCCCGGUAUGGAGGGCCUAGGCCCCGCCCUGCGGACUCCCCUCUCCAUCUCGGGGUCCUAUGCUGCGCCUUUCGCCAUGAUGGGGCACCACGAGAUGAACGGCUCCCUCACCAGCCCGGGGGUCUACGCGGGCCUGCACAUCUCCCCCCAGAUGAGCGCGGCGGCGGCGGCGUACGGGCGCUCUCCCAUGGCCGGGUUUGAUCCUCACCCCCACAUGAGAGCCCCGGGCCUCCCUGCUAGCCUCACCUCCAUCUCGGGCGGCAAACCGGCGUACUCCUUCCACGUCAGCGCGGACGGGCAGAUGCAGCCGGUGCCCUUCCCGCCCGACGCCCUGAUCGGCCCCGGCAUCCCGCGCCACGCCCGGCAGAUCAACACGCUGAGCCACGGCGAGGUGGUGUGCGCCGUCACCAUCAGCAACCCCACGCGCCACGUCUACACCGGCGGCAAGGGCUGCGUCAAGAUCUGGGACAUCAGCCAGCCGGGCAGCAAGAGCCCGGUGUCGCAGCUGGACUGCCUGAACAGGGAUAACUACAUCCGCUCCUGCAAGCUCCUGCCGGACGGCCGCACGCUGAUCGUCGGGGGCGAGGCCAGCACUUUGACCAUCUGGGACCUGGCCUCCCAGACGCCCCGGAUCAAGGCCGAGCUGACCUCCUCGGCCCCGGCCUGCUACGCGCUGGCCAUCAGCCCCGAUGCCAAAGUCUGCUUCUCCUGCUGCAGCGACGGCAACAUUGCGGUGUGGGACCUGCACAACCAGACCCUGGUCAGGCAGUUCCAGGGGCACACGGACGGCGCGAGCUGCAUUGAUAUCUCUCACGACGGCACCAAGCUGUGGACCGGUGGGCUGGACAACACGGUGCGCUCGUGGGACCUGCGGGAGGGGCGACAGCUCCAGCAGCACGACUUCACCUCGCAGAUCUUCUCUCUGGGGUACUGUCCUACUGGGGAGUGGCUAGCUGUGGGCAUGGAGAGCAGCAAUGUGGAGGUCCUGCACCACACAAAGCCCGACAAGUACCAGCUGCACCUGCACGAGAGCUGUGUGCUGUCUCUCAAGUUUGCGUACUGCGGUAAAUGGUUUGUGAGCACUGGGAAAGACAAUCUACUGAAUGCCUGGAGAACUCCCUAUGGAGCCAGCAUAUUCCAGUCCAAGGAAUCCUCCUCGGUUUUGAGCUGUGACAUUUCGGCAGAUGAUAAGUACAUCGUCACAGGCUCGGGCGACAAGAAGGCCACAGUGUACGAAGUGAUCUACUAGCUGGUGGAAAUUGCCAAGGACCUGGGUAUCCAUUACCUAGGGGAGCUACUCGAACCCCCCUGCCUCCUCCCUACACUGACCGAGGGGGGAGUUGUUGCAGACUCGGGGUGGGGCGGGGUGGCACUGCAGCUCGGCUCGGACCCCCGCUGGCUGUGGCACCGAGUCCAUCUGCCCGAGCACCACCAAGGACACGAGACACGCCAGGGGUGAGCAGCAGCAGCCAUCGGCCUCUUCCAGACUGCCAGGAGCUCCUGAGGCACCGUAGCAGAGAAUAGUCUUUUUGUUUGUGUUUUUUUUUUCUUUUCCCUGGGAUUGUGGAAGAUCAUCUUUUUUUACUCUUGAGGACAUUCUGUAACGCAACCUGAAGCAGCGCUUCGAUUUUUGUGUUUUUUUUUUUUCCAGCCACGCUCCUGUGCUCCUUGGACGUCUUUUGUGAAAAGUGUAAAUAAUGGAGUAUUAAAGACACUUUUAUAUAUAUAUAUAUUUGCGUGUCUCGGUACACUUGUGAUGGGUUUUCUCUCGUCCGUUGUCACUGGGGAUGGAAGGUAGCAUUCUUCUUUUUUAAUUUUUUUUUAAAUGCAUUUCAGGCUAAAUCUCAUUGAAAGCAAGUGGGUUUAUUCUAAUUUUUGUGGAAUUUAUUGAACUGGAAAAUAUGCAGAUUUUUAAAACAUUUUUAAAAAAAGAGGAAAACGAUGGUUUCCGGAUGUCCUCCUGGUUAUUAUGGAUGUGUGCGGCUGAAGCUCUUGCCAAGGGACCCUGUUUGUGCGGCUGCUGUGUGGGCUGACCUGAGCUCUGCUCGGCCUCGAGGAAGAAGCUUGCUGAAGGACCGGCCUUGGCGUGGGGGGGGAGGGGCAGGCGGCUGCAAGGGUGCCGUGGAGCAAGAACCUUGCAGCUUCACAAACAUUGUAAAAUUGGGGUCACGUGACUGUUUGCCCUUGGCCCCGUUUCUUGAUUUUACCGGCGAUUUACAAGAAGGCAGAGCCCAGGCUCUUGGUGGAAUUCAAUCGUCUCUCCCUCUGGAAUGAGCAAGAACCUACUGAUCUGAAGGGUGACGGUGUUCUUUUCUGGGAUCGGUCUGGAUUCCUGGUGUUAGUCUGGUGUAAUUAGCCUGUGGGUGUUUCCCGAAGAGCUCGCAGGGAUCUGCCGUAGUGUAGCCUGUAUAUGCAGUAGGGUCGUGCGGUUUUGCAGCCAGCGUUUAUCCUACUGCAGUGCUGGCCUGGCUUGAGUUGCUCCUUCAUAUGGUUUUGAGGGAUGGGCUAAGGAUCUUCCUUGUGAGCUAUGCUCCGCGGUUUCGGUUAUGGCCGUUUCUCCUGCCACGCCUCGGAAGAGCCUAGAAUGUUGAAAAGGCGAUGCACUGAGGAUCCCCCAGUGCGAUGUGGGGCGCCAGUAGGAACCAUGCUGCAUUUCGAGUGUGCAACCAAGUGCAACCACUGUCCUGGCACGGCCAUCGUAAACCUGUUUCUUGAGCAGUUUUUCAUGUCUUCAGGGGAUUCAGGUAUUAAAGUGACAAAUCUUUUUUUUUUCUUUUGAGUUGGUGGUUAAACAGUCAGUAGCUCAGAUCUGAGCUGGUCCCGUCUUGUCUGCCUUCAGGUGACUUAGGUUGCUGUGGCCCACACUCAGAGUAGUGAAUGAUUCCCCUUUUCUGAGGCAGUGCAGUACAUCCAUUGCUGUAUGGAGCCCUGUGAAACCUUAGUGUCCAUCCAUAGACUCAACUGAAGAGCUUUUUAUUUUUUGCUUUAUUAUUGUCACUUUUUUUAAUAUGGAAAUUUCAGAUCCAUGAAGCCUUUUAUAUACAUUUUGUCCGGUUCUGGACUUUAGUGUUGGACCCUACCAGUCCUGAAAUCGCUUCGGCUCGUGAAGUGUGAUGGGUGACAGAAGUGCAAAAGUUGAACGUUUCCCGAAAGGCGAAAUCCUGCAGCCCUGAUUCCCCAGCCACCUCACCCCCACAGCAACCUCCUUCCUCCCCUUCAGUCUAAGGAGCUAGGGAGUUGGGUUCAAAGUGUCAGCAACUUACUGUCUCAAACUCACACCAAAGUAUGUAGCAAACUUUGUCAUCACUGAAGAUAAUGUACAGUUGUUAAUAAUUCAAUAAACUGUUUUUGUACAAAAAAAA
Molecule: messenger RNA, 5318 nt
Organism: Lepisosteus oculatus (spotted gar)
Lineage: Eukaryota; Metazoa; Chordata; Actinopteri; Semionotiformes; Lepisosteidae
Product: TLE family member 3, transcriptional corepressor
Biological process (GO): regulation of DNA-templated transcription; negative regulation of canonical Wnt signaling pathway
Cellular component (GO): transcription regulator complex; nucleus
Molecular function (GO): protein binding; transcription corepressor activity
Source: RefSeq, a predicted model, not a curated record